UGAUGUUUUGUAAAUUUUCAAAACAAGUAAGACAUUAUUGUUGUUUCUUUCUCCAAUGCCUCGUAUAUAAAAGAUCGGUGAAUUGAGUUACGAGUAUACGCAGCAGUCUCAACGAUCACCGCAUCUCGCAGAGCUCGAGCAAAAACAGAUUUAUAGAAUAAUGGCUGCCAAAUUCUUGCUGAUCGUUGCUGUGGUGUUAGUAGCAGUGAUGUUGGAUGUCACUUCCUCGAAUCCUGUUGCAGGGCAAGUUGUAAACAAUGGCGAGCUCGACGUGGAAGGUCUUCACGAAAAAAUGUUAUCAUCCGCCGAAGCCAAUAAAAGAGUUGUUCGGGAAUCGCAAGCCGCAUGUUGGAAGAUCAAAGGAAAAAGUAAUAAGAAAGCUUCAGCUUCGAAGGAAUCGUCAUCGUCAGACAAAAAGGCCCCCGCGGAGGAAAAAAGCGAAGGACGGGGAAAAAUCCCCAAGAACGAAAUCGGAGGAUCCGCGACAUCCACGGAUUUACCGACGAAUAUAUUGGACACCUUGAUAAAAAGUGCAAAAGAAUCGUCAUCAGCGCCAUAGCGAUGUGCGCACAACUAUUCAUAUUAACUAUUUACAAGUGACCUUUGUUUUACUAUCGAGCUCUACUAGUUUUAAAACACUAUUAUAUUAUUACUGCUAUUGCCACUAUACUAUAAUACCGACCAUUAUACUAUCGAUAUCGAACACUAUAAAUAAAAUGGAUGGUCACAAACCCAA
Venturia canescens is the source of this 736-nucleotide messenger RNA. RefSeq lists its product as uncharacterized. The transcript has 3 exons. The record is from RefSeq and is a predicted model, not a curated record. Bases 161 to 559 code for a protein of 132 amino acids. Lineage: Eukaryota; Metazoa; Arthropoda; Insecta; Hymenoptera; Ichneumonidae.